This is a messenger RNA of Acanthaster planci (crown-of-thorns starfish), 2650 nucleotides long. RefSeq lists its product as uncharacterized. NCBI's taxonomy places the organism in Eukaryota, Metazoa, Echinodermata, Asteroidea, Valvatida, Acanthasteridae. The record is from RefSeq and is a predicted model, not a curated record.
CUAGGAUAUGUGGUAAUUGUUUGAAUAGCCUGCCUCUUGCAUAGAAAAAUGCCAUAUCAGUGCUUAAUAUGUCCUUUUCGGGCAAAUGCAGAAGUUUGUUUUUCAGAACAUCUCAUAUCAAAGCACAAGCAUGAUCCCGGCUUCAUUGUAAAAUGUGGUUAUUGUGAAUCGACAUAUGAUAAAUAUGAUUCUUUUCGCAAGCAUAUAUACCGUAAACAUCAAACCGAUUUGACACUGGAGAGAGAUGUUUUUGUACAUGAGCAGGGUGAUCAAGAUAGUUUACCAUAUUAUAUCAAUGAACUUGAUGAUGAUGAAAAUUCCAGCAAGUGUACUUCAGUGGGGCAAUGCGCAUCAUACAUUCUGCAGUUACAAACCAGUAAAAAUUUGUCACAAACUGCUAUAGAUGAUGUUGUUAACAACACCAGAGAACUUAUUUCAAACAUAAAUUCUGUGAACUGCCAGAAAGUGAUGGCACAUCUAGAAUCUUCAGGUGUUAAUACAGGUGAUAUUGACCUUGAAGGUAUUUUUAAGGCUGACCCUUUCAUUGGACUUGAAACAAAGGCUCAACAGGACAAAUACUUUGCCAGUAAGAUGGGUUACAUUGCGCCAGUGGAAGUUGAAAUAGGUACAAAAUUUGUCGUAAAGAAGAUGAAAAACAACAAACGUGCAGUGUUUUCAGAGAAUGUGAAUGGCUAUUACGUGCCAUUUUGGAAAUCUCUGGAAGGUCUUCUGAAACACAAUGAAGUUGCUAAAGAAGUUGUGAAAGGGCAUUCCUCGAAUGAUGGAUUCAUGUAUGACAUAUGUGAUGGGUCUUAUGUUGCAGACCAUCGUCUAUUUCAAGACAAUAUUCAAAUUGUGAUGUACACUGAUGAUAUUGAAAUUGUGAAUCCAAUAGGCUCCCAUGUAAAAAAACACAAGCUGUCAAUGUUUUAUUGGUCUCUUGCCAAUAUACGUCCGGCAUAUAGAUCAAAGUUGUCUGCAAUUAACUUGCUUGCUGUUGCCAAAACAGCUGAUUUGAAGAAUGAAGCAGCUGCCUUUCACAGUGACUCACCUGCAUUACGUAAGCUCCUUGAAGAGUUCAGGUUAUCACUUAAUAAGCUUGCAGCUGAUGGGAUACAAUUCUAUCAUAAUGGCAAGGAGUACAGGAAGAAAGGGGGGCUUGUGUGUGUACUGGGAGAUACGCCUGCACUACACAUCAUUGGUGGAUUUAAGGAUGGUGUGUCAUUUGCCUACAAAAAAUGUAGAACCUGUGAAUGUGCUGGUGAUGAGUUUACACAGCAUUUUACCGAGUCAAAGUUUACUCUCCGAAAGGAAGAAGAGCACAGAGAAAGAUGUGAGACCCUGAAAACACUCAGCAAGGAGGCACAGAUAUACUGGUCUAAGCAUUAUGGAAUCAAUAGUUCAAGUGUUCUUUUGAGGUUUCCAUCCUUCAAUGUUACUGAAUGCCUAAUGCAUGAUGUAAUGCAUACAUUCUUUGAAGGCUUAGUCCCACGUGAAGUAUCACUUCUUCUUCGUCAUUGUAUUUCUGAAGGAUAUUUCACACUUGAUCAGUUCAAUGCCACUGUAAAAUCAUUCAGCUUUGGUAUUCGCUGGUCAAAAAACAAACCAUGUAGCAUUACCCCCCAAAACCUUCUUCCUGGACACCAUUUAAAGCAGGAUUCAGCACAGACAUGGUGUUUGACUCUACAUUUACCUCUAAUCAUAGGUCACCUGGUUCCACUGAAUAAUCCUAAUUGGAUGAAUUUCAUUCGUUUAGUGCAGAUUAUAACACUCUGUACUUCCCAUCGAGUUGAUGCAUCAACAGCAGGAGCGUUAGAGCAGCUAAUUGCUACUCACCAGUUGAAGUACACACAGUUGUAUCCUGAUGAACCUGUUACACCCAAAAUGCACUAUUGCGUGCACUUACCUAAGCAAAUGCAGAAAUUUGGGCCUCUUCGUAAUCUGUGGGCAAUGCGAAUGGAGGCAAAGCAUUCCCAGGCCAAGAGUAGAAAAUGGAGAAAUUUCCGCAAUGUUCCCUACUCAGUCAGUGUACACUACCAGAAGUGGAUGUGUGGGAAAAUUUCCUCUGGUGAUGGUGGUGACCUGCCCUACUUUGUACAUGAAGCAGACAAAGUGAAGGACGGGAUAGAUGAAGUCAUAGAUGGGCAUCAUCAAUUACAUUCUGUCCUUAUGGCAGCUCAUCCCGAACUUGACGUAGAUGUUCCUGUGGUGGUAAUGUCCACACAAGAAGUUACCAUCAAUGCUAUCACAUACAGAGUUGGAGAUGUUCUCUACUAUCAAAGAGAGAAAGACAUCAAGCACUUUGGUAAAAUUGCUCAUAUCUUUGUUGAAAACAUGCAAAAGUACUUCCAGUUGAAAAAGCUGUCAAUUGUGACAUUCAAUUCACACCUGAACAGUUACGAGGUAAAAUUCACACAUGAUGAUGUGUACGUUUACCCAAUACCCGAAAAACUUUGGUAUCCAUGGCCUAUCAUUUUCUGCAAGAAUUCCACCAAGUUAUUUGUCUCACUAGAAAGUGAUAUUGAUCUAGAACAGUUGUAACUCAGGCUAUUGACUUUAGCAGAAUGCAGAAUUGGACGAUGCUUCCAUGCAUCCCAUCAAGAGCAACAGUUACACUGACAGUACCUCUACAAGUUCAAAACAAGCAUCC